Lodderomyces pseudojiufengensis is the source of this 1467-nucleotide messenger RNA. It is a transcript of the gene UAP1, whose product is annotated as UDP-N-acetylglucosamine diphosphorylase. Gene Ontology annotation, biological process: UDP-N-acetylglucosamine biosynthetic process. The record is from RefSeq and is a predicted model, not a curated record. Gene Ontology annotation, molecular function: UDP-N-acetylglucosamine diphosphorylase activity. The transcript has a single exon. Lineage: Eukaryota; Fungi; Ascomycota; Pichiomycetes; Serinales; Debaryomycetaceae. The coding region runs from base 1 to 1467 and encodes 488 amino acids.
AUGACAGUUGAAUCACAUCAAACAAUUAUAGAUUCAUUUAAAAAGGCAAAUCAAGAUCAAAUAUUUAAAUAUUAUGAUGAAUUAAAUACAAAUGAACAAAAUCAAUUAAUUGAACAAUUAUCUAAAAUUGAGAAUCCAACAGAUUUGAUAAAUACUGUUGAAAAAGCUAUAAAACAUUCAUCAUCGAAUUCAGAAGAAUCUAGUAAUUUUACUCAAUUACCAAAUGAACAAACUGCUUCAACUUUAGAUUUAGAUGCCCAAGUUCUAAACCAUUGGUCUGAUUUAGGAUUUGAAGCAAUAUCAAAGGGAGAAGUAGCCAUUUUAUUAAUGGCUGGUGGUCAAGGUACAAGAUUAGGAUCACUGGAUCCAAAAGGAUGUUUUAAUAUAAAUUUACCUUCUAAAAAAUCAUUAUUUGAAAUUCAAGCUGAAAAAAUUUUAAAAACUGAAAAAUUAACUCAAUCAAAAUUUAAUUUAUUGGAAAAACCAGAAAUUAUGUGGUAUAUUAUGACAUCUGGACCAACAAGAGAAUCAACUGAAAAAUUUUUCAAAUCUAACAAAUUUUUCGGUUUAUCAUCAAAUCAAAUUAAAUUUUUUAAUCAAGGUACAUUACCAUGUUUUAAUUUAGAAGGUAAUAAAAUUUUAUUAAAUUCAAAAAAUUCAAUAUGUGAAUCACCAGAUGGUAAUGGAGGAUUAUAUAAAGCAUUAAAAGAUAAUAAAAUAAUUGAAGAUUUAAAUAACAAAAAGAUAAAACAUAUUCAUAUGUAUUGUGUUGAUAAUUCAUUAGUUAAAGUUGCAGAUCCAAUUUUUAUUGGAUUUGCAAUUGAUAAGAAAUUUGAUUUAGCAACAAAAGUUGUUAGAAAAAGAGAUUCAACAGAAAGUGUUGGAUUAAUUGUAUUAAAUAAAAAAUUAAAAAGACCUUGUGUUAUUGAAUAUAGUGAAAUUUCAAAAGAAUUAACUGAAAAAUUAGAUCCUUUAGAUAAUCAAUUAUUAUUUUUAAGAGCUGCAAAUAUUGUAAAUCAUUAUUAUUCAGUUGAUUUAUUAACUAAAAUGAUUCCUAAAUGGAUUAGUUCUCAAGAAUAUUUACCUUUCCAUAUUGCUAAAAAGAAAAUUCCAAGUAUAAAUUUAAAAACUAAUGAAUUUUAUAAACCUACUGAACCAAAUGGUAUAAAAUUAGAACAAUUUAUUUUUGAUGUAUUUCCAUCAGUUGAAUUAUCAAAAUUUGGUUGUUUAGAAGUAGAUAGAUCUGAAGAAUUUUCACCACUCAAAAAUGCAGAUGGGUCAAAAAAUGAUACUCCAACAACUUGUAAAAAUCAUUAUUUAAAUCGUGGAACAAAAUGGGUUAAAACCAAUGGUGGUAUAUUAGAAAAUGAAUCAGAUUUAGUAGAAGUUAAUCCAUUAACUUCUUAUUCUGGUGAAGGAUUAGAAUUUGUUAAAGGUAAAACUUUUAAAAAUGGGGAUAUUAUUUAA